Molecule: messenger RNA, 3152 nt
Organism: Frankliniella occidentalis (western flower thrips)
Lineage: Eukaryota; Metazoa; Arthropoda; Insecta; Thysanoptera; Thripidae
Product: chorion peroxidase
Exons: 11
Biological process (GO): response to oxidative stress
Molecular function (GO): heme binding; peroxidase activity
Source: RefSeq, a predicted model, not a curated record
AUCGCGGCCGAGAGCGUCCCCGCCGAUGCCGUCGCCCGACCGCGUGGUGGCGGCGCUGCGCGGCGUGUCCGCGGCCGGUGGCCCCGUGCACGAGCACGUCACCGCCCUGGUGGCGCUGUGGGGCGAGCUCCUGCUCAGGGACAUCGCGCAGCCCGUGGCCGUGGAGCGCGGUGGUUGCUGUGGUCCCGCCCCCGCCGCCGGCCCGGAGUGCUUCCCACUCACUUCCGGCUCGCAGCCCAACGCCAACGCCACCUGCAGGGACUACGUCCGCUCGCUGCCCGCGCUGCACGACGACUGCAACUUCCAGCACCGCGACCAAAUGAACGUGGCCACCGGGUUCCUCGACGCCUCCUCCCUGUACGGCAACUCCGACGAGGAGGCUCAAAGCUUGCGCGCCCCCGAGGGCGGGCUCGUCAUCCUGGAGAACUGCAGACUGUGCCAGACUGUGGGGUCCGGUAUGUCCACGCUGGCCUCGCUCUUCCUACGCGAGCACAACCGCCUGGCCGUGCGCCUGGCCGCGCUCAACCCGCACUGGGACUCGGACACGCUGUUCCUCGAGGCGCGGCGACUGGUGGCCGCGCAGCUGCAGCACAUCACCUACAGCGAGUUCCUGCCCACCGUGCUGGGCGAGGUGACGAUGGAGUCGUGGGACCUGACCCCGCGCGACCACGGCCACUACACCGGCUACUCGAGCGGCGUGCACGCGGGCGCGCUGUCCGAGGUGGGCGUGGCCGCGCUGCACGCCUUCAGGUCCAUGGUGCCGCCCGCGCUCGUCAGCAACACCACGGCCCCCGGCCGCAUGGACGCGCUCGACGAGCACCGCUUCACGCGCAUGGUACACGCCGUCACCAGCUCGCCCGCGCUCCGGCCCAGCCUCCGCAUGUCCGCUCAGCCGCGCGCCGACCACCGCCAAGACUGGGACCCCGCCGUGCUGUUGCUGCACCGGGGCCGUGACCACGGGCUGGCUUCGUACCCCAACUGGGUGAGCUUCUGCACCCAGGGCACGCCUCUCGUCAAGAAGACGGACUUCUCCUUCCUCGCCGCACAGCAGGGUCUGUUUACCGAGGACAACCUAAAGCACCUCAAGAGCGUAUACAAGAGCGUGGGCGACGUGGACCUGCUCGCGGGCGCCUCCCUGGAGACCCCCGCCCAGGGCGCGGUGCUCGGGCCCACCAUGGGCUGCCUGCUGGCCGAGCAGUUCUCCGUCCUGCGGGCGGGUGACAGGUUCUGGUACGAGAACGACAUCCCACCUUCGUCUUUCUCCCGAGUGCAACUGGACGAGAUCCGAAGGGUGACUCUGGGCGGCGUCAUCUGCGCCAACACCCCCGACCUGUCCGAGCUCCAGCCACAAGCCUUCGUUCGCGAGGACCCCUAUCUCAACGUGCGCAUCGCCUGCGGCCUGCAGCCCUCGCUCCAGCUGUCCACGGCGUGGAAGGACCAGCGCAGCGCGGCCGCCUCCAUCCCCGAGGACCUGGUGCGCGAGGCGGUGCAGCGCGCCGAGAAGGAGCUCACCGCCCGGGCGCAGUUCGAGUACCGCAUGUGGGCCGACAAGGGUGCCGUGGACCCCAAGUCGCCGCAGGGCACCGCCGCCGCCUUCUCCAAGGCCAACAAGCAGGCCCUGCACAUGGCCAACUCGUCGCUGCUGCUGGAGUUCGCGUCAGAGGAGCUGCUCAACUCGCUGCAGACCGGCCCGAGCGCCGGCCCCGGCAACCGUCGUCGGCGUCAGAUCGUCGAGAACCUAAUCGGCUUCACCAGGGACGACAUCCUGAGCGGUGACGGACUGCAGGACAUCGACGUCCGCCCCUUCGUGAGCAGCUCGCCGCUGCAGCCCGACCCCAGCAUGUGCGCGGCGCCCAUCGCCGAGGACGGCCACCCGUGCGACCCGACCACCCCCUUCCGCACCUUCAGCGGGCACUGCAACAACCAGCGCAAGGUCGGCCUCGGCAAGAGUCUGACCACGUUCAACCGGCUGCUCCCGCCCGCCUACGAGAACGGCGUGUCCAGGCCCAGGCUCACCUCGGUGACGGGCUCGCCGCUGCCCUCCCCUCGCCUCGUGUCCACCAUGGUGCACGCCGACAUCAGCAACCUGCACACGCGCUACUCCCUCAUGGUCAUGCAGUUCGCCCAGUUCCUCGACCACGACCUCACCUUCACGCCUGUACACCGAGGCUUCUUUGCGUCCAUCCCCGACUGCCGCUCGUGCGACUCGCCGCGCACCGUGCACCCCGAGUGCAUGCCCAUCCCGGUGCCCGCCGGUGACCACUUCUACCCGCCCGUCAACCAGACGACCGGCGAGAGGCUGUGCUUCCCCUUCAUGCGAUCGCUGCCCGGCCAGCAGCACCUCGGACCCCGGGACCAGAUCAACCAGAACUCGGCCUUCCUGGACGGCAGCGUCGUGUACGGCGAGCAGGCGUGCCUGGGCCGCGACCUGCGCGCCUUCGUCGGCGGCCGCCUCAACGUGACGAUCCACCCGGUGCGCGGCAAGGACCUGCUGCCGCAGAGCCCCUCGCACCCCGAGUGCAGGGCGCCGUCCGGCUACUGCUUCAUCGCCGGGGACGCGCGCGCCAGCGAGCAGCCCGCGCUCACAGCCAUGCACACCGUGUGGAUGCGCGAGCACAACCGGCUCGUGGACGGGCUGCACGCCGUCAACCCGCACUGGGACGACGAGCGCCUGUACCAGCACGGCCGCCGCAUCCUGUCGGCCGCGCUGCAGCACAUCUCCUACAACGAGUUCCUGCCCCGAAUCCUGGGCUGGAACGCCGUCAACCUCUACGGGCUCAAGCUGCAGUCUCACGGCUACUACAAGGGCUACAGCCCCACAUGCAACCCCGCCAUCCUCAACGAGUUCGCCGCCGCCGCCUUCCGCAUCGGGCACUCGCUGCUGCGGCCCCACAUCCCCCGCAUGAGCCCCAGCUACAAGCCCAUCGACCCGCCCCUCCUCCUGCGCGACGGCUUCUUCAACCCGGACGCCAUCUACCAGGCGCACAUCGUGGACGAGAUCAUGCGCGGCCUCGUGUCCACGCCCAUGGAGAACCUCGACCAGUUCAUCACGGGCGAGAUCACCAACCACCUGUUCGAGGACAGGCGCAUCCCCCACUCUGGCAUCGACCUGGCGGCCCUCAACAUCCAGCGAGGUAGGUUGUUCGCAGAGG